Didymodactylos carnosus is the source of this 366-nucleotide messenger RNA. The record is from the annotation of a GenBank genome assembly. NCBI's taxonomy places the organism in Eukaryota, Metazoa, Rotifera, Eurotatoria, Philodinida, Philodinidae.
AUGAGUUCAGCUAGUCGAUGUUUUGGUUGUCGUGAACCAUCAUCGGAUUGUACUGUACCAUGUUCAAAUUCUCAACGAUGUUUUCUUCGUGGAUUAACAUCGUUGGAUGAUGAAGUCACAGACAGACGAUGUACAGAUGAACGAUGGGUGCGUGAUCUUCUAGUAGAUGGUUGUUUAACAUACAGUGGAAAUUAUUGGUGCAUGUGUUCAACUGAUUUAUGUAAUUCCGGUAAUUUUAAUUCGAUAAGAGGUUUUGAUGAUUGUUCCAGUAAUCCAUGUCCAGAGGGAAUAACAUGCUUAGAUACAAAGGAUGGUUUCAGUUGUAUUUGUCCACCAUGGCAAGAUGAUUGCACAUAUUGUACAUAA